Vitrella brassicaformis is the source of this 464-nucleotide messenger RNA. NCBI's taxonomy places the organism in Eukaryota, Vitrellaceae. The record is from the annotation of a GenBank genome assembly.
GACGCUGUGGUCGCAGUUCGACUAAGGCAAAUUUUCGAGAAGUGUCGUCUCUUGUGAGAAGCCCGGCCCGGACAGGCGAGAAAUCCGUGCCGGAAAAGGCACGUAACAUAGGCUUUCAUUGAAACAGGGAUACCCCUGCUUCCACCAAUAGAAGAAAGGAGCAUGCGCAACGUAAAGGUGCGGAUCCUCAGGGUCUUGCGUGGGGUCGACUGAGCAACACAAAUAAGAAGAGAGACAGUGCGUGUGUCCUGUGCGUUGUAUGGAAUGUCUUAUCGCACAUUGGAUGCCGGCAAUACUAUCAUCGGGAUACUUCUUUUUGAUCGCAUCGUAAGCCUGGAAUGAGCUCUUGUCCACCUCGUCAUUACUCUUGAAGGCUACGCUCAACACUUGCCCAUUCACUGUUCCCAUAAACAGUGUCUUUCCGUCUUGCGCCCAGACUCCAGUUGAAAUAGACCCGCCUUGCA